AUGGUCAAAGACAUGAGUGCAAAAAUGGAUGAACCAGAAGAAGUUGUUAAUAUUCCACUACGUCACCCAUCCAGACUCCACUACGUCACCCAUCCAGACUCUACUACGUCACCCAUCCAGACUCCACUACGUCACCCAUCCAGACUCCACUACGUCACCCAUCCACUACGUCACCCAUCCAGACUCCCUCGUCCCCACCCAGACUCCUCGUCCCCACCCAGACUCCACUCGUCACCACCCAGACUCCACCUCGUCCCCACCCAGACUCCCUCGUCACCCAUCCAGACUCCUCGUCCCCAUCCAGACUCCACCUCGUCACCCAUCCAGACUCCACCUCGUCUCACCCAUCCAGACUCCACCUCGUCACCCAUCCAGACUCCCACGUCACCCAUCCAGAUUCCACUACGUCACCCAUCCAGACUCCACUACGUCACCCAUCCAGACUCCACUACGUCACCCACCCAGACUCCACUACGUCACCCACCCAGACUCCACUACGUCACCCACCCAGACUCCACUACGUCACCCACCCAGACUCCACUACGUCACCCACCCAGACUCCACUCGUCACCCACCCAGACUCCCACGUCACCCCCAGACUCCACCACGCCACCCACCCAGACUCCACACGUCCACCCACCCAGACUCCACCACGUCACCCACCCAGACUCACCACGUCACCCACCCAGACUCCACCACGCCACCCACCCAGACUCCACCACGCCACCCACCCAGACUCCUCGUCACCCACCCAGACUCCCCUCGUCACCCAUCCAGACUCCACCACGUCACCCAUCCAGACUCCACUACGUCACCCAUCCAGACUCCACUACGUCACCCAUCCAGACUCCACUACGUCACCCAUCCAGACUCCACUACAUCACCCACCCAGACUCCACUACGUCACCCAUCCAGAGUCCACUACUACAGAAUUUCCAGAUACCUCCUACCUAA
Molecule: messenger RNA, 954 nt
Organism: Rattus rattus (black rat)
Lineage: Eukaryota; Metazoa; Chordata; Mammalia; Rodentia; Muridae
Product: extensin-like
Exons: 2
Coding region: 1-954 (317 amino acids)
Source: RefSeq, a predicted model, not a curated record